CAGAAAUAAAUGAGGAAAACGACCGUGUCAGCCGCCAUACGAGCGUCUGAUGCGGGGAAUACGCUGCGAGAGAUGAAAGUGGACGGUAAUGCAGCGGUUCCCGUGUGUUAAUAGCAAACUUGGGGUAUUCGGGGCCAGCUGACUCGAUGAAGGGAGAGGCGGAAGUGAAGUCACUUGACAGACCGUCCAUGUUAUUAUUGUUAUUUUGGUAGCCCUGUGAUGAGACGGGCUGGGGAGCCGUUGGUCUCCGAGACAACGACCGUUAACGUAACUGCAGGCCGUCCCGCCGGACCGACACCACUCUCACUACCAGCACCACCUCCUCACUGACCCGGAGACAGGAGCCUCGCUGACGGCUGGGGUGGGGGUGGUGGUGGGGGGGGGGGAGUGUGUGAGGACCCAGCUCCAGCUCCAGCUCGGCUCCUACACUCCCGAGCGACCAAAAAUAAAACGGCGACAAAAACAAUAUUCGUCAAACGGCUCGACUGGUGUCUGUGCGGGUUGUAGCAGGGACGUGCCGCAGCAGACAUGAACGGUAUCACCAAGGGCCGGUUCGAGGUGUUCUCAAACAGCGAUGAAGCCCCCAUUAACAAGAAGCUCCCCAAAGAGCUCCUUCUUAGAAUAUUCUCCUAUCUAGAUGUGGUUACACUCUGUAGGUGUGCCCAAGUAUCCAAGGCGUGGAAUGUGCUGGCCCUCGAUGGCAGUAACUGGCAAAAGAUUGACUUGUUCAACUUCCAGACAGACAUUGAGGGGCGGGUGGUGGAGAACAUUUCGAAGCGUUGUGGAGGCUUCCUGAGGCAGCUGAGCCUCAGGGGCUGCCUGAGCGUGGGAGAUGCCUCCAUGAAGACGUUUGCUCAGAACUGCAGAAACAUCGAAGUGUUGAACCUGAACGGCUGCACCAAGAUCACAGACAGCACCUGUCUCAGCCUCAGCAAGUUCUGCUACAAACUCAAACAGCUGGAUCUCACCUCCUGUGUGUCCAUCAGCAACCACUCACUCAAGGCCCUCAGCGAUGGCUGCAGAAUGCUGGAGAUGUUGAACCUGUCAUGGUGUGACCAGAUCACACGUGACGGCAUUGAGGCUCUGGCUAGAGGCUGCAAUGGUUUACGAGUACUGUUCCUCAGAGGCUGCACACAGCUGGAAGACGGAGCAUUGAAACACCUUCAGAAAUACUGCCCAGAACUCACCACCAUCAAUAUGCAGUCUUGCACGAUAACAGAUGAAGGACUGGUCAGUCUGUGCCGAGGAUGCCACAAGCUACAGAUCCUUUGUGUGUCUGGCUGCGGUAACAUCACUGAUGCCUCGCUCACUGCAAUGGGACUCAAUUGUCCCCGACUCAAGAUCCUUGAAGCGGCACGAUGCUCCCAUGUUACAGACGCUGGGUUCACUGUGCUGGCCAGGAAUUGUCAUGAACUUGAAAAAAUGGACUUAGAAGAAUGUAUUUUGGUGACAGAUAACACCCUGGUUCAGCUGUCUAUCCACUGCCCUCGCCUGCAAGCCCUGUCCCUGUCCCACUGCGAGCUGAUCACAGACGAUGGCAUUCGAGCUCUUAGCAGCAGUACCUGUGGCCAAGAGCGCCUCACCGUGGUGGAGCUGGACAACUGCCCCCUCAUCACUGAUGUGACCCUGGAGCACCUGAAGAGCUGCCAUCGUCUGGAGCGCAUUGAGCUCUACGACUGUCAGCAAGUCACCAGGGCUGGCAUCAAACGCAUCCGGGCCCACCUUCCAGAGAUCAAGGUCCACGCCUACUUUGCCCCAGUGACACCCCCUCCCUCUGUACAUGGAGGUGGCCAGCGUCUGUGCCGCUGUUGCAUCAUCCUCUGACAGUGGAGGGCCAGGGGGGGCCACCUCUGUCUGCAGGUCCUGCUGCUCUGAUAUGGGCUAAAAUGGGAUGGGGGAAGGGGGAUGACUGGGGUAGGUGUAGGGGAGAGGAGGGGCUGGACCCACUCACUGCUCCUGAUCACUGAUCAAUACACAGACUGGUCGCCCCUGAUCAGUUGAACCCGCCCCUCCUCUCUCUUCUUGCUCACCAAUAAGGAUUGCAGCAGCCUCGGGUUUGGGCGUGGAGGGGUGGGUGGAAAGAACGUGGAUGGAUGGACUCUCUCUUUUUCUCUCUCUUUCUAUCUCACUCUCUCUUUCUCACUGUAAAGACAAAAACAGGUUCUCCACUCCAUCCUGCUCCUCACACCCCUGCAUAGAGGACUGCAUAUGGACAGCUGGAGAUGGUGGGGGGAGGGGGUCUGAACAGUGGAACUACAAUGCAUCAUGUUCAAAAAAAAAAAAAAAAAAAAAGACGAUAAUGUCAUCUC
This is a messenger RNA of Cottoperca gobio, 2309 nucleotides long. It is a transcript of the gene fbxl2, whose product is annotated as F-box and leucine-rich repeat protein 2. NCBI's taxonomy places the organism in Eukaryota, Metazoa, Chordata, Actinopteri, Perciformes, Bovichtidae. Gene Ontology annotation, cellular component: SCF ubiquitin ligase complex. Gene Ontology annotation, biological process: SCF-dependent proteasomal ubiquitin-dependent protein catabolic process. Bases 529 to 1824 code for a protein of 431 amino acids. The record is from RefSeq and is a predicted model, not a curated record. Gene Ontology annotation, molecular function: protein binding. The transcript is spliced from 14 exons.